Molecule: messenger RNA, 840 nt
Organism: Nicotiana attenuata
Lineage: Eukaryota; Viridiplantae; Streptophyta; Magnoliopsida; Solanales; Solanaceae
Product: putative F-box protein At3g16210
Exons: 1
Coding region: 1-840 (279 amino acids)
Source: RefSeq, a predicted model, not a curated record
AUGGGGUUUAUACUGUUAGAUCAUGUUUUAAUAUCUGAUCCUUACUUUAAGUUGAAGCAUCUCACCAAGAAUAACCACAAACUUCUUGUAUGCCAGUCAUGGCUUGAAAGUGUUGAUAUGGAACCCACCUUCAAAUUUAGCUUCUAUUCUUCUCCUUUAUCGAAUGUACAAGAACUCAAUUGUCUUUCAAAGUAUGUACAAGAACUCGAUUGCCCUUCAACCUUCAAACCACUUGAGUGCCAAUUAUUUUGUAGUUUCAAUGGGUUGGUUGUUCUCGGAUUUUAUAAUACAUCUGAUCAACAACUUUUUCUAUGGAACCCUUCCACAAAAGAGUCGACACUUCUUCCCCAUUCAGAAUUUACACGUCUGUGUACUAUGUUCGGACUGGGAUAUGACGCGACAAGUGAUGGGUACAAGCUCCUUAAGUGGACCAUGCUUAAAGGAGGACAGUCCAUUGAAAUUCUCUCGCUAAAAAGUGGUACUUGGAGAAAGAUUUGGUACUAUCCAACUACCAUUGCCAUUUUCCCUAGGUGGGGACAAAAGCUUUCGAUUUAUCCUUACCGAAAUGACAAUUGGUAUAUAGAUACUAUGGUAUUUGUUCAUGGAGCAUUUCAUUGGCUUGGUACGACAAUAUCAAGAACUUAUCAUUUGGUUUCAUUUAGUUUGCCGGAUGAGGUGUACGGAGAGAUACCUUUGCUAGAGCAAAUGCACUUAACUAACGAAGAUGUGUUGUCUAAUUAUGGCCUUUCAUUAGUGGAAGGAAUGCUUUGCGUUUCUUCUACUCAUAAACAUCAAGGAUGGGGCACUUUUAAGUUGUGGGUAAUGAAAGACUACGAGUAA